AUGCUCGAGCUGGUUAAUCAAGUUGGAUUGAGGGUCGUGUGUGGCCUGACCAUAGUCCAAGUCGGUGUCAACAUGCGAAGGAGGAAUAAGGAUCAUCUAUCUAAAGUAGAUAAGAGGAGAAUUCUCGGAAGAUCUUCGCCUGAAAUAGGGAAAUUCAGAAUGCUCAACGUCAAAUGUCUUAUGCCAAGAGCUCUCUCAACUCUUUUUUUGCAGUACACAAAGAUGGCGAACGAUGUAACUAUGAUGAAUAAUAUGGUGGAUAAUCACAAAGGCUUGUGUGGUAAAUCAUACUUUAGGAAUAGGACCACCACUAGGAUUUCCAAAAUCAUGUCUAUCUCCGAUCACCCUAACACUCAACUUGCCCCGGCGUGUGGAACAAUCUGCCCAUCGGUGCAACAGAAAAAUCAAGUGAUCGUCCAAGUGAGUAGUCCUCGAAACACCUCUUUAGUACCUGAGUCCCGGUGCAACAAACUAAUUCUUAUGGCCGUGAUGGCCCAAUUGGCACAGCCGCAGGGCUCGAGGAUAGUGGAUCCACCGGUGGAUCAUAGACUAGAAGAAGACCCGAAAUCGGCAAAGGGUCCGAUUUCAAGACCCAUAGGUCCGGUCCAGUUUCGACCCGGACCAGACCGACCCGGACCACCUCUAAACUCGCCCAACGGCGCGCGUGCAUGCAUGGGUUCAUUAGCGACAGCCGAGCUUUGUGACACGAAUGCGGCACUCUUGGCAACUGGUGACCUCCGAGUCCUGCAGCCCAUUUUCAAGAUUUACGGCCAAUCACGGGCCUUCUCGGGCCCAAUUGCCACCCUCAAGGUGUUUGAGGAUAAUGUGUUGGUGAGGGAGCUUCUAGAAACAAAAGGAGAGGGCAGAGUCCUGGUCAUCGAUGGAGGGGGGAGCCUUAGGUGUGCCUUAGUGGGUGGGAAUCUGGGCCAGCUGGCCCAAAACAUGGGCUGGGCCGGGAUAGUCGUGAAUGGGUGCAUACGUGAUGUGGAUGAGAUUAAUGGGUGUGACAUUGGGGUUCGGGCCUUAGCCUCCCAUCCCCAGAAAUCGAACAAGAAAGGAGUGGGGGAAAGGCAUGGGAACAUUCAUAUUGGGGGUACUGUGAUUAGGGAUGGGGAGUGGUUGUAUGCAGAUAGUGACGGUGUUCUCAUUUCAAAAACCGAGCUAUCUGUGUAG
This is a messenger RNA of Striga asiatica, 1173 nucleotides long. The record is from the annotation of a GenBank genome assembly. Lineage: Eukaryota; Viridiplantae; Streptophyta; Magnoliopsida; Lamiales; Orobanchaceae.